AGCACUGUGCGUUCAGACACCAGUUCACCAGGCCUUACUCGGACUACCGCUCAUCCCAACUUUCCACCUACCGACAAGCCAUUCAAUGGCGCUCUGCUCCCAGAGGCACCCAUCAUACUCAGCCCACCACAGACCACCAAACCGGACGUGUACUACUUAGUGUGGAGAUCGGGACGAGAUGGCGGUCUGCCUAUAAACGCGUACUUUGUGCGCUAUAGAAAGUUGGAUGAUGACGGCAAUGUGGCAGGGCCCUGGAAUUCCAUCCGCGUCCCGGCCAGCGAAAACGAGUUUCCUCUGACGGAGCUUGAACCAUCCAGUCUAUAUGAGGUUCUGAUGGUGGCCAGAAAUGCAGCCGGUGAGGGGCAGCCCGCUAUGCUCACCUUCCGAACCAGCAAAGAAAGGAGUUCAUCUCCCAAGAACACACCGGCACUGUCCCCUCCAGCUGGGGCCCCUAAGCAAACACCAUUCCAUGACAGUUUCAAUAGCAAUUUUGGAUUGGUGAAUCCAGAUACUUUCCGGCACAGCGGAGUCCCUGAAGCUCCAGAUCGUCCUACAAUUUCCAUUGCGUCUGAGACCUCCGUCUACGUCACCUGGAUCCCAAGGGCAAAUGGAGGCUCCCCAAUCACUUCUUUUAAAGUGGAAUACAAAAGAGCUAGGAGACUUUGGGUUACUGCCGCAGAGAACAUCCCUCCAUCAAAACUGUCCGUGGAGGUCUCCAAUCUAGAGCCCGGGGCAAUGUAUAAAUUUCGGGUCAUCGCCAUCAAUAAUUACGGGGAGAGUACACGCAGUUCUGUUUCACGACCUUACCAGGUUGCUGCGUACGGCAGCCGACUACCCAAUCCGCUGAUUGUUGGUCCUCGCAUUGACCACACGGAGGCGGUGACGGACACACAGAUAUUGCUGAAAGUGGACUUACAUUCCAUCAAACAACAACAACACUCCCAUCCAAGGCUUCUAUAUUUACUACCGGCCCACCGACAGUGACAAUGAUGGCGACUAUAAGAGGGACGUAGUGGCAGGAACAAAGCAUCAACAUUUAAUCAGGGAUCUGCAGCCAGAGACCUCUUAUGACAUCAAGAUGCAAUGUUUCAAUGAGAGAGGAGCCAGUGAUUACAGCAAUGUCAUGAUAUGCGAGACUAAAGCCCGAAAGAGCCCUGGCGCCUCAGAAUUCCCCCCUCUUGAGCUCAGCACAACGUCGGCUUCAGAACGGAACGCAGGAGGAAGCUCUAGCUCAUCCAUCUCUCUGGCACGGAGUGGGGACAUGCUGUAUGUCAUUGUUGGCUGCGUGUUGGGCGGGAUGGUCCUUAUAUUAAUGACCUUCAUUGCCAUGUGUCUCCUGAAACAUCGACAGCAACGCCUCAUGCACAAAUUUGAGCCGCCUGGCUAUCUAUAUCAAGGAUCUGAUCUAAACGGCCAGAUGGUAGAAUACACAACACUACCGGGAACCAACCGGAUUAAUGGAAAUGUCCACGGAGGAUUUAUUGGAAACGGGAAUAUCACUAAUGGUUGUCCUCACAUGCAUCACAGUGUACACAACGGCAUUAACGGCAUCAUGAACGGAGAGCUGUACCCAGCCUGCAGCAGUCCUCAUAAGGGGACAUGUCCAGACUAUGAACACUUACCUCAUAGUAUUUCUAACGGGGGCAUUCUUUAUACUGCCAUACCCCAGACAGAUCCCUCGGAAUGUCUCAACUGCAGAAACUGCUGCAACAACAACAGAUGUUUCAGCAAAACAAACGGCUCAUACAGUGGAAACGGUGUCGUGAGGACACCACUGCAAGAGAACCAGGACACAAAACAACUUCUACAAGAAGCCGUACCCAUGAUCCUGUCCUCUCAUGUGACUGAGUACGGGACACAGGCCGAGGAGGACAUACAAGAAAAGCCAUCAUCACCCUCUUUAUCAAGUCAGGAUGGGCUGAAAGAGAUUCAAGGAGAUUCUGACAUCUGUAUAAAGGAAGAAGAUGCCAUCUUGCCCCAAUCUCCUGAUACCCACUUUAAGGACUCACAGAACUGUGAUGAGAACAAAAGUUGGACGUUAGAAAACUCACUCGAUGACCUCACACAGCAACCUCUGACACAAGAGGCCUGA
Messenger RNA from Staurois parvus, 2092 nucleotides. The record is from the annotation of a GenBank genome assembly. Lineage: Eukaryota; Metazoa; Chordata; Amphibia; Anura; Ranidae.